Molecule: messenger RNA, 3835 nt
Organism: Hippoglossus stenolepis (Pacific halibut)
Lineage: Eukaryota; Metazoa; Chordata; Actinopteri; Pleuronectiformes; Pleuronectidae
Gene: atp2a1
Product: ATPase sarcoplasmic/endoplasmic reticulum Ca2+ transporting 1
Exons: 25
Coding region: 179-3166 (995 amino acids)
Biological process (GO): intracellular calcium ion homeostasis; calcium ion transmembrane transport
Cellular component (GO): membrane
Molecular function (GO): P-type calcium transporter activity; ATP binding; ATP hydrolysis activity
Source: RefSeq, a predicted model, not a curated record
UUUGCCGGGUUGCACUUUCUGUCAGUCCAGGGCUCCAAGAGGAGAGCAACAGCCAGAGAGAGAGAGAGAGAGAGAGAGAGAGAGAAGGGAGGAGAGAGAGCAAGUGUGAACGCAGGGGGUUGCCAGGUUUUAAUCCCAGUCCCACGCUUUAAGAAAGUGCCUCUCCGUUUCAUCGAGGAUGGAGAACGCACACAACAAAGAGUCAGAGGACGUUCUGUCCAACUUUGGCGUCACUGAAGAAACCGGCCUGUCUCCCGAGCAGGUCAAGAACAACCUGGACAAGUAUGGCUUCAACGAGCUGCCAGCCGAGGAGGGAAAGACCAUCUGGGAGUUGGUUGGGGAGCAGUUCGAGGACCUGUUGGUCAGAAUCUUGCUGCUGGCCGCCUGCAUCUCUUUUGUCCUGGCUUGGUUCGAAGAAGGUGAGGAGACUGUCACUGCCUUCGUCGAGCCUUUCGUCAUCCUCCUCAUCCUCAUUGCAAAUGCUGUUGUGGGAGUGUGGCAGGAGCGCAACGCAGAGAGUGCCAUUGAGGCUCUGAAGGAGUACGAGCCCGAGAUGGGGAAGGUUUACCGGUCGGACAGGAAGAGCGUGCAGAGAAUCAAGGCCAGGGAGAUCGUUCCCGGUGACGUGGUGGAGGUUUCCGUUGGUGACAAAGUGCCAGCUGACAUCAGGAUCAUCUCCAUCAAAUCCACGACCCUGCGUGUGGACCAGUCCAUUCUUACUGGUGAGUCCGUCAGUGUGAUCAAACACACUGAAGCCGUACCAGACCCCCGAGCCGUCAACCAGGACAAGAAGAACAUGCUGUUCUCUGGCACCAACAUCGCUUCUGGAAGGGCCACUGGUAUCGCCGUGGCAACUGGCGUGUCCACUGAGAUCGGUAAGAUCCGUGACCAGAUGGCCGCCACCGAGCAGGAGAAGACUCCUCUGCAGCAGAAACUGGACGAGUUCGGGGAGCAGCUCUCUAAGGUCAUCUCCCUCAUUUGUGUGGCCGUGUGGAUAAUCAACAUUGGCCAUUUCAAUGACCCCGUCCACGGAGGCUCCUGGUUCCGCGGCGCUAUCUACUAUUUCAAGAUUGCCGUGGCUCUGGCUGUGGCUGCCAUUCCUGAAGGCCUUCCCGCCGUCAUCACCACCUGCCUGGCUCUGGGAACACGCCGUAUGGCAAAGAAGAACGCCAUCGUCAGAAGCCUGCCCUCGGUGGAGACCCUGGGCUGCACCUCAGUCAUCUGCUCCGACAAGACUGGCACGCUCACCACCAACCAGAUGUGUGUAACCAAGAUGUUCAUCAUUGACAAAGUGGAGGGUGACAGCAUUUCCCUCGGUCAGUUCGACAUCUCUGGCUCAAAGUACACACCUGAAGGAGAAGUCACAAAGAACGGUUCGUCUGUGAAGUGUGGGCAGUACGACGGACUGGUGGAGCUGGCCACCAUCUGCGCUCUGUGCAACGAUUCUUCUCUGGACUACAACGAGUCCAAGGGUAUUUAUGAGAAAGUGGGCGAAGCCACCGAAACAGCCCUGAGUUGCUUGGUUGAGAAGAUGAAUGUGUUCAACACUGAAGUCCGUGGCUUGUCCAAGGUGGAGAGGGCCGACGCGUGCUGCAGUGUGAUCAAGCAGCUGAUGAGGAAGGAGUUCACCCUGGAGUUCUCCAGAGACAGGAAGUCCAUGUCAGUCUACUGCUCUCCCGCCAAGUCCGCCAAAGCCGUGGGAAACAAGAUGUUCAUCAAAGGAGCUCCAGAGGGUGUCAUCGAUCGCUGCUCCUACGUCCGAGUGGGCACCAACCGCGUACCCCUGACUGCGCCGGUCAAAGACAACAUCCUGUCCAUCAUCAAGGAGUGGGGCACGGGGCGCGACACCCUCCGCUGCCUGGCACUUGCCACCUGCGACUCUCCUGUGAGGAAGGAAGACAUGAACCUGGAGGAUGCGACCAAGUUUGCAGACUACGAGACUGAUUUGACCUUCGUGGGCUGCGUGGGCAUGCUCGACCCUCCUCGCAAGGAGGUCAAGGACUCCAUCGAGCUGUGCAGGGCGGCUGGUAUCCGUGUCAUCAUGAUCACUGGUGACAACAAGGGCACAGCGGUGGCCAUCUGCCGUCGAAUCGGCAUCUUCACUGAGGAUCAGGAUGUCACUGGCAAGGCCUUCACCGGUCGUGAGUUUGAUGACCUCGCUCUGUACGAUCAGAAGAAGGCAGUUCGAGAGGCCUGCUGCUUCGCCAGAGUAGAACCGUCCCACAAGUCUAAGAUCGUUGAGUUCCUGCAAAGCUUUGAUGAGAUCACUGCCAUGACCGGUGACGGAGUGAAUGAUGCCCCCGCUUUGAAGAAAGCGGAGAUUGGCAUCGCCAUGGGCUCUGGCACUGCCGUUGCCAAGUCUGCCUCUGAGAUGGUCCUGGCUGACGACAACUUCUCUUCCAUUGUGUCCGCUGUUGAGGAGGGCAGAGCCAUUUACAACAACAUGAAGCAGUUCAUCCGCUACCUCAUCUCCUCCAACGUAGGCGAGGUCGUCUGUAUCUUCUUGACGGCCGCCCUGGGUCUGCCCGAGGCUCUGAUCCCCGUCCAGCUGCUGUGGGUCAACCUUGUGACUGAUGGUCUGCCCGCCACCGCCCUGGGCUUCAACCCCCCUGACCUGGACAUCAUGGGCAAAGCCCCCCGCUCCCCCAAGGAGCCCCUCAUCUCAGGCUGGCUCUUCUUCAGAUAUAUGGCCAUUGGAGGUUACGUCGGAGCUGCGACCGUUGCAGCAGCUGCCUGGUGGUUCCUGUACUGCGACGAAGGCCCAAUGGUCUCCUUCCACCAACUGUCACACUUCAUGCAGUGCAGCGAGGACAACGAGGACUUUGACGGGAUCCGCUGUGAUGUGUUCGAGUCUUCUCCUCCGAUGACCAUGGCUCUGUCCGUGCUGGUCACCAUUGAGAUGUGCAACGCCCUGAACAGCUUGUCUGAGAACCAGUCCCUGGUGCGCAUGCCCCCCUGGAGCAACUGCUGGCUGGUGGGUGCCAUGACCCUCUCCAUGUCCCUUCACUUCAUGAUCAUCUACGUCGACCCCCUGCCCAUGAUCUUCAAGCUCACUCACUUGAACGUGGAGCAGUGGCUGAUGGUGCUGAAGCUCUCCUUCCCGGUCAUCCUCAUCGACGAGCUCCUCAAGUUUGUGGCUCGCACAUAUCUGGAGGGGAAAGUCUAGAGGCGAAGUUCAUCAGAGAGUGUCUGAAGCAGAGCGAGAGAGAGAGAGAGAGCAAGAGAGAGAGAGAGAGAGAGAGAGCACAGAGACACAGAGGAUGGAGAGAAAAGGCCGAGCGCUCCCACUGCCAGCGAGCCUGCCGACAGUCGCCUGAUGUGAUGAAAACAUCGAGCGGCGUGAAUACAGCAGAAAACACAUAAGCCAUCUGAAAAAUACACCAAAAAAAAAAAAGCUGCAAAAUAUUUUUUUUUUCUGUGUAUGUACUGAAAUUAAUAUAUAGGUUAAACUUAUUAAAACUAUUCUGUGUUGAUUCUAUUCUUAAAGAAUAAAAGAUAUGUAUUAAAGAAAGUGUCGAACUUGGAUGUUUCCUGUUCGGUUUGGACGGAUGUAAUUUGCUGUUGAUUAUAAUCUGAUGACAUUAAUGGAAGUGUUACAGGAAUUAUAAUGUGGUGAACAACAUUGUGUGGACGUGCUGGGACUGAAAACCAGAGUCAUCAGAGUUUUAAAAGAGAUUCUGCAGCUGUGAGGCUCGAGCGUUCAACAUCUGUAUGAAGAAAGCGUCUUUGUGUUCUGCUUUGUUGCCAAGUGUUUUCUGCCCCGCUUCAACAAAAGCUCCUCUGUAGCCUGUUAAUACACCGCUGAAUAUCUGUAAAUAUAUUCAUGUCGCCUGUU